UUGUACGGGGCGAGCGGCACUGCGGCCCCGCCGCCCGGAAGGAGAGAGCGGCGCGACCCGGGCCGGGGAACCGGCGCAGCCGCCCGGCUGCGGAGCGAGGGGCUCCGCUCCCCUGUUGUCCUGCCCUGGCACACCGGCUCCUGGGGCAGCAGCCCUCCGUGCCUCGCUCGCCUGCCCGGGGCGAGCGGAAGGGGCAGCUCUGUGGCUUUGACCAGGCUGCUGCAAGGAUGGGGCCCCUGGAAGCAGUAGGUGAGGAAAACCAGACAGAUGAAAUGAAAACGGAGCUGUUCACUAAGCUGUACUUAACAAGAUACACCACACCACUCAAUGAAUUGGCUCUGGACCCUAAACCAGAACUGAAGGACAGCACAACACUUGUUGAAGUACAAAUAAUUCUCAUCUUUGCUUACUGCUCCAUCAUCCUGCUGGGAGUGAUCGGGAACUCCCUUGUGAUCUAUGUGAUCAUCAAAUUCAAAAGCAUGCGCACAGUGAACUUCAUUGCCAACCUGGCAGUGUCUGACCUACUGGUGAACACACUAUGCUUGCCCUUCACUUUGGUUUAUACGCUCUUGGGGGAAUGGAAACUGGGCCCGGUCUUGUGCCACCUGGUGCCUUAUGCUCAGGCCCUUGCUGUCCACGUGUCUACUGUCACUUUGACUGUGAUCGCUCUGGAUCGUCACCGCUGCAUCAUCUACCACUUGGAAAGCAAAAUCUCUAAGCGGAUCAGCUUCCUGAUUAUAGGAGUUGCCCAGGCAGUCAGUGCCCUGUUGGCAAGUCCCUUGGCCCUCUUCCAUGAGUACUCGUUGAUUGAGAGCAUUCCUGACUUCAAGAUUGUGGUCUGCUCUGAGAAGUGGCCAGGGGAGGGGCAGCUCAACUAUGACACCAUCUAAAGCAUCUCCAUGCUCCUGAUCCAGUAUGUGCUGCCUCUGGCAGUCAUCUCCUAUGCCUACAUCCGUAUUUGGACCAAGCUCAAGAACCAUGUUAGCCCUGGGCCGGGGAAUGACCACUAUCACCACCAGCGCCGGAAAACCACCAAGAUGCUGGUGUGCGUGGUUGUGGUGUUUGCUGUCAGCUGGCUGCCCUUUCACACUUUCCAGCUGGUCAGUGACAUUGACAGUCAGGUGUUAGACCUGAAAGAGUACAAACUGAUCUACACAGUGUUCCAUGUUAUUGCCAUGUGCUCAACGUUUGCUAACCCCCUUCUCUAUGGGUGGAUGAAUAACAACUACAGAACAGCCUUCCUCAUGGCCUUCCAGUGUGAACAGCGGCUGGACUCCAUCCACCCCAAAGUAUCAGCAGCUUUCAAAGCCAGGAAGAAGCUAGAAGCCAAGAGGAUUCAGUUCUCUGGGGACUCUUUCACACAACCUACCAAUGUCUAAGAUGUCUGACUUUAAAGAAGAAAUGAAUAUGUUGUGAACAAAGGGAUGAGCCCAUUUUGGUACAUGCAUUUUCAAUGCAUAGUUUACUCAUAAAUGGUGAAAGAACAGUAGCAGGAAAGUCAAGGCAGGUAUGAUUUGAGGGGAGGUGAUUGACAUCAAGAGUAUGUAACUCUACAACUGCAAGGAAGUAAAAUGGAGAGGCUUUGUUUAUGGCUGUCUAACAGGGUAAAUACUCUUCAUCCUUCCCAUAUCUUCUUGACAAGUCUAAAUGACAAGGGCUGGGUUUGCUGAUUUUGCUGGAGGAGGGAAAAUGGCUGAUUUACAGCAUAGGAAUAUUGGUGGUGGGUGCAGGUAGUUUUUAUAUUCGAUGUGGAGAUUAGGGAGUGCAGAAGUCUGCCAGGAGAAAGAAGCCUGUCUGGUGGGGCAAUCAGCUGAAAACAGAAGAGAAAAGAAAAAACAAACCCACUGAAAUACUGGAUUCAGUGAGAGGAAAGUUUCUACGUAAAAUGAAAUGUGGAUUUUGGCCAAUCAAAUGGGGUAAGAAGUCAUCCCUUAAAAACUGGCAGUUGUUAUGCUGGUGAGAAAAUCACGAGCCUGUGACUUGAUCAGUCAUUCCCUGCAGAUUCCUGCCUUUCAUUCUGCUCUGGGAACAGCUCACAAAUGCAGUUCUUUAAAGUGGCAUUUGAGGGCAGGGAAUGCAGGCUCAGGUCUUCUGUGAGCACUUCAUAAACUGCUAAUAUUUUCAUUUUCAGGACCUGCUUAAAUGUCUAAUGUGUUAUUAACUCCACAGGCUUUGAAUUGUUGCUGCUUCUGCCUGGAUAAUAAAAUAGCAGAUAAUUCUGAUCCUCUGGAAAGGCUGCUAGAUGGUAAAGUGCUUUUCUUUACUGUGGUUUUAUGUCAUACUCAUCUCAUCUCGGAGCUUUUUCCAUCUUUAACCUUUGUAAAAAUUAAGAACAUCUGAAUGACUGUAACCUGAUAACAGUAUGCUAUGUUUAUGUGAUAACUUAUCAGUUACUCUGCAUGCCGUAGUUAAUAGUUAAAUUCCUUUUUUGCUCAGGUAUAAAAUUUUAAUCUGUUUACCAUGUUGUACACAGCAAUGCUAAACUCUUCUGUCUUUGUUCAGUCUCUUUGAACUCAUUAAAGAGAUGAAGAAAGUUUCAAUCCAUGUUUAUUCCAAGCUGCCCUGUUGCUUAUCGAGAAUAAAAACAAGCGUGAU
This is a messenger RNA of Prinia subflava (tawny-flanked prinia), 2595 nucleotides long. RefSeq names its product neuropeptide Y receptor type 2-like. Gene Ontology annotation, molecular function: neuropeptide binding; neuropeptide Y receptor activity. Gene Ontology annotation, cellular component: neuron projection; plasma membrane. The record is from RefSeq and is a predicted model, not a curated record. NCBI's taxonomy places the organism in Eukaryota, Metazoa, Chordata, Aves, Passeriformes, Cisticolidae. Gene Ontology annotation, biological process: G protein-coupled receptor signaling pathway.